GCCCAAGGCGGAUGUAAUACGUCACACAGGUAACUUCAGGCAGCAUAGCGCUAACACGGAACUAAACUACAGCCAAUAUGGAGGCUAAAGGAGGAAUGCAAUGUAUCAAGUACUUGCUUUUCGCAUUCAACUUGGUCUUCUGGAUCACCGGCCUGGCUAUGAUAGGAGUCGGUGCGACGGUGAAGAUUGCCUUUGGUGACUACUUUGACUUCACAGGGAAUGCCUUCGCCUCUGCACCAGUAUUUCUCAUCAUUCUGGGUGUGUUUGUGUCCAUCAUCGGCUUCCUGGGCUGCUGUGGUGCCAUUAAGGAAAACUACUGCAUGGUCACCACGUUUGCAGUUCUCCUGAGUCUGAUCUUUAUACUGGAGAUCGCUGCUGGCAUUACUGGCUACGUCCUGAGGAACGAUAUUGAGAAUGUGAUUGAUACAGCCAUGACCGACUUCAUGAUGAAAUGGACCAACACAACAAAGGGCCGCCUCGCCUUCGAUGGUGUUCAGAAAGAGUUUGAGUGCUGCGGUGUGAAGAACUACACCGACUGGUUUGACAAGUCGCCCAACUUCAACCCCCCCAACACCACCCGGAACGUGCCUGGGUCCUGCUGCCUCAACGCCAAGACUGAAUUUGAUGUGAAGAACCCGAAUGAUACCUGUGGGCUGAAUGCUGACACCACCAAGAUUAACCAAGAGGGCUGUCUGUUGAAGCUGGAGGACUGGCUGGCUCACAACAUCCUCAUCAUCGGAGGUGCAGGGAUAGGAAUAGCCUUCAUACAGGUUGUUGGAAUCAUCUUUGCCUGCUGUCUGAUGCGCUCCAUCAAACAGGAGUAUGAAGUAGUUUGAGUCACGUCCAUCUCCAGACCUGCCUUCCUGAGAGAUUCAAGUUCCAGUCUUAUAUCCUAAGCUAUGGUUUUACGAGGCAGUAAAAGUUUAUUGACAUAUCUUUGCAAAUUGCUUACGUAGAAUUGUGUUGCUGUAAUUUUAGGGCUGAAGAAACAGGGCAAGAAGUAUAAUCAGAUUCAAUUUUGGUUGCUUUUUAUUAGAAAACAAAUGGUGUCCAAAGGUAGAACGUUGUUUGGAUGCCAAAAUUGAUAUCGGCCUUUCCUAUCAAACAUUUCAGAACAGUCAUACCAGAAGAUAAUGUUUCAUCCAAAUGAAAUUUUCAAAAUUACAUGUGCAAAGUGAAGCAGGAUCUAGAUUAGAUAAUAAUGUUACUGAAUAACCUGCAAAGUAAUAUUAGGUUACAUGUCAGUGACUUUUUUGACAUGAGGUUCAGAGGAUUCAAAUGUUUCUAUAAGAUUUUUUUGGCAUACUGUAAAUAAAGUACUAGUGCUUUUAAUUGCUCAGGGAAAACCAUAAUUGCAUUUUAGGAUCUUAAAUGGUAAAGGGACCAAAUAUUUUCCUGCCAAAGAUCGUCAGAUUUCAGCAUCAUAACUGAUUCACAUCUUCUCAUGUUUUCCCAGAAUUGUUGUUUGAAAGUGACAUUGCACAGGUUAUGUAUAAUGUGAUACCAUCACUAAUAAAGAGUUCUCUUGAUUUUUUAUCAAGACAAGUAACAAAAUAGUGUGUAUUGGUCAAGCCUGUAGCCGGGAUUUUGAACGGGGGGGGUUCUUCCCACUACUUGAGGGGACCUCGAGCGCGGAAGGCGUGAGGUUCCUAGGGGGGUCCGGGGGCAUGCUCCCCCGAAAAAUUUUGAAAAAUGAACCUUCUAAAAUGGCAUUUCGUGUGUUUUUGAGAGGAUUUCAAAGAAACAUCAGACUCAGAGAUAAAUUUUUGUUUCAUGACAAAGGUAGCAGUUUUUCUACGAUUCCAGUCUAUCUUUUCAAGAAAAAUCUUGGACCUUUAGAUAAAAAGUAGACCAAAAAGUGGACCUUUAGAUAUAAAGUGGACCAAAAAGUGGACCUUUGAGCCUUCUUCCGAACCCCCCCCUGGCUACGGGCAUGUUGGUGCAAUGUCAGAUGUAGCCAGACUGGAUGUUAGUUUUGAUACAGAAGAAUCAAAGAGGUUUGUACUAGUAUUUACAGUUGCUGUGCCAAAACUAAUGGUAUUUUAUAUCAAUGAAAGGUUGUAAAGGGACCACUGGACAUUAGGAGUGAUGCAGAAUAAAGGAGUAAAGAUAUGUCAGACAAAAACAGAGUCUGAGUACAUUCAUUAACAUUAAUAAUUAAUCCUGCUAAAACUGUCUUAGGCCACACCAAUUUGAUUUCUUGAUUAAUGGAUUUUUGUAGAAAAAUAAUGGAG
Branchiostoma belcheri (Belcher's lancelet) is the source of this 2234-nucleotide messenger RNA. Its product is annotated as CD63 antigen-like. The transcript is spliced from 7 exons. Gene Ontology annotation, cellular component: membrane. The coding region runs from base 78 to 836 and encodes 252 amino acids. NCBI's taxonomy places the organism in Eukaryota, Metazoa, Chordata, Leptocardii, Amphioxiformes, Branchiostomatidae. The record is from RefSeq and is a predicted model, not a curated record.